AUUAGAUAGUAAGGUAGUGGUGGUUUAUGGGUAGAAAGAAAUGAAAAUAGUUAGGCAGGCAGUCUCAUCUAACCCCCAACUACAAUUCGCCCCCCUAUUAAUUGCUAAUAUUCAUCUUCACAACUUCCUCACAUGCCAUCCCUAGUUUAUAAUUAAAUUACAUUAGGAGGAUUUAUAUCCUUCAACUAACCCCCAAUUCAUAGAUCUUGUACCUGACGAAGAACAAAGAUGAAGGUGCUCGUCACCACUCGUAGCGGCCGAGAACUCAUCAAGGGUGGCCUCAACCUCACCGAUUCCGCUUCUGUGGCUGAUCUGCAGGACGCCAUUCAUAAGCGGACCAAAAAAUUCUAUCCCUCGAGACAGCGACUAACACUUCCUCUGCCACCUGGAUCGAAGCAAAGGCCAACUGUCCUCAACUACAAAAAGAAUCUCAAGGAAUAUACCGAUGGGAACACAGACGAGCUAACCGUAGUUUUCAAAGACCUCGGCACACAAGUCAACUACAGCACUCUUUUCUUCUUCGAGUAUUUGGGCCCGCUUCUUCUCUAUCCCGUCUUCUAUUACUAUUACCCAGUGUACAACUUUUUCGGAUACAAAGGAGAGCGCGCGACAAUCCACCCUGCUCAAACGUACGCCCUUUACUACUGGUGCUUCCACUACUUCAAACGUAUAAUGGAGACGUUUUUCGUGCACCGUUUCAGCCACGCCACGUCACCGCUUUCGAAUGUGUUUCGGAACUGUGCUUACUACUGGACUUUCGGCGCUUGGAUUGCUUACUACGUUAACCAUCCACUUUACACGCCCGUGAGCGAUCUCCAAAUGAAGAUUGGAUUUGCUUUUGGGGUUCUUUGCCAAGUUUCGAAUUUUUAUUGCCAUAUUUUGUUGAGGAAUCUUCGUAGCAGUGAGGGGGGUGGGUACCAAAUCCCGCGUGGAUUCUUGUUCAACGUCGUUACGUGCGCGAAUUAUACUACCGAGAUUUAUCAGUGGCUUGGCUUCAAUGUUGCCACGCAGACUGUUGCAGGUUACGUUUUCAUGGCUGUCGCUGCUGCCAUUAUGACUAAUUGGGCCCUCGCCAAACACCGUCGUCUCAAGAAGCUAUUUGACGGGAAAGAUGGAAGACCGAGAUAUCCUCGACGAUGGGUGAUACUCCCACCAUUCCUGUAGAAGUAAUGCUUCGAUUGUUGGAUUCGGUGCUUCUCUUUUUUAAUCAAGUAAAACAGUUCAAACAAUUUGAUUCUUAUUUAUGGGUCAGAAGAUUACAUUUGGAUCUUCUUAAUAUUUCUUGUUAUGGAGUUGUUGUCAUGGAAAAAAAAUAUUUAUUUGGCUAAGCUUGUAUUUUUUAUUUGUCCUGUUAAUCGUUGAUUUUCUCUUCAUAGUUUCUAAUUUUUCUGUAUCGGUGUGUAACGAGUCGAGCUCAAGUAAAUUUGUAUGAGCUCGAGCUUUAGCCGAGCUCGUUUGAGCGUAAAUUUCUUGAAGCUCAAGCUCAUCACCCUGGCUCACACGAGCUUUUGAUCACCUAUGCAAGCAAGUUUGGUUUU
Molecule: messenger RNA, 1538 nt
Organism: Erythranthe guttata (spotted monkey flower)
Lineage: Eukaryota; Viridiplantae; Streptophyta; Magnoliopsida; Lamiales; Phrymaceae
Gene: CER10
Product: 3-oxo-5-alpha-steroid 4-dehydrogenase family protein
Biological process (GO): very long-chain fatty acid biosynthetic process
Molecular function (GO): oxidoreductase activity, acting on the CH-CH group of donors
Source: RefSeq, a predicted model, not a curated record